This is a messenger RNA of Dioszegia hungarica, 576 nucleotides long. RefSeq names its product CELL division control protein 42. Gene Ontology annotation, molecular function: GTP binding; GTPase activity. Bases 1 to 576 code for a protein of 191 amino acids. The record is from RefSeq and is a predicted model, not a curated record. Lineage: Eukaryota; Fungi; Basidiomycota; Tremellomycetes; Tremellales; Bulleribasidiaceae. Gene Ontology annotation, biological process: small GTPase-mediated signal transduction. The transcript is spliced from 6 exons.
AUGCAGACGAUCAAAUGCGUAGUAGUUGGGGAUGGAGCUGUCGGAAAGACGUGUUUGCUGAUAUCAUACACAACCAACAAGUUCCCCUCGGAAUAUGUUCCCACCGUCUUUGACAACUAUGCGGUAACGGUUAUGAUAGGUGAUGACCCAUACACCCUGGGUCUGUUCGAUACUGCCGGACAGGAAGAUUACGAUCGUCUCCGCCCGCUCUCAUACCCCCAAACCGACGUCUUCCUGGUUUGCUUCAGCGUAACAAGUCCGGCGUCAUUUGAAAACGUCAAGGAAAAAUGGGUCCCCGAAGUCCGACACCACUGCCCCGGUGUCCCCUUGCUCGUCGUCGGCACCCAAGCCGAUCUUCGCGAAGACCCGGGCCACGUCGAGAAGCUGGCACGGCAGAAGCAGCGGCCCAUUUCGGCCGAGGCGGGCGAGAGGCUCGCGAGGGAGGUGGGGGCCGUCAAGUAUGUGGAGUGUAGUGCGUUGACGCAGAGGGGUUUGAAGAAUGUGUUUGAUGAGGCUAUCGUCGCCGCACUGGAGCCACCCGUCGUAAAGAAGAAGAACAAGUGUCUGAUCCUAUAA